AGUUAGAGAUCGCUUGUCCCUAUGAAUGCAAACUAUUGUUAGCUAUAAAUAUGUUUGCCUCCUACAGUGUUUGGCCUAAUUAGUUAUUGGGUUGAUUUUGGUAGUUCUACUUUUUUGCUGCCAACAAUAUGCAAGUUAAUGUUCAGGGUGUGCUUUGGCCUUGGGAUUCUUUACUGUUUUUAUUCUAGAUGUGGCGGUCUUAUUAGUCAGAUCAACAUUUCUUUUAUCGGGCUUUACAUGGCUAAUAUGCAUAUCCGGUAGAACAGAGUCUGCUCAUGCAUUCUUAUGCUAUUUUCACGUGUGUUUAUAUGUCUUGUGCUCAGCUGGUUUCCCUUCAGUCAGUUCAUUGCAUGAAACAAGCCCUAUAGCUGACAUGUAACUCGAGUAUUCAGUGCAUAUAGUUUGUGCCUUUGUGUAUGCACGUUUUUCUUUCUUUCUUAGAAAGCUGCUAUUUUCAUUUAUUUGGAGAAUACCUCUGAAUUUUCAUUGCACAUGAAACGAGUCGCUGUCACUACCCAGCACAUGAGUACACAAUGUGUGUAUUUUGAGGUCUACGUCUUGAAAAAAAAAUUGACUAUUUAUUAUAUGGGGAACUAUAGUUAGUAGCGUGUAACUGGACUCCUAUUUGGAGCAGUGGCAUCGUUGAUACUGGUCUCUGAUUUAUGAUUUGAUCCACCGCCCCUCUAGCCUGCCCCUCUAGUACCGCGGUUUUUUUGCAUGAGGUUUCUGGAUAAUUUGCAGUUCGGUCGGUGCCGUGGCGGAGGGUUGUCUUGUGGUUUGACCGGAGAGGGAGCACACCGGAGAAGCGAUCUCGUCCCCAUUGGUCAGAUUAUCCAACCCCCUCUGCUUCUGUACAAUUUUGUCGACUUAUCUGGCAUUUUCCCAGCCGUGUGGAACCAGCACAUCUACCUGCGAAUCUCCAGGCUAUGGUACCAGCGGGGUGGCUUCGAUGAUGGCCCUGUCAAGAGUACACAUAUGGUCAUGACCGACGAAAAGGGAAAUCAUGCCAACGAGAUGGUGCCUAAUGAGGUCAUAGACAUGUUUGUGGACACUUUGAAUGAGAGAAAUUUAUACAAGCAUACCAGGAUCUAUGUGAGGCAGUGGAAGGCACGUAUACGUUAUGGUUCACUAGAUCAACAAUUGUCCAUCACCUUGAGGGUGUUCCAUUUGGUCAUGUCUGUUAACAUGCUUAGUUGCUUCUUCUUUAUUAUGUUUCUGCUUCAAUAACUUUCUCAUAUUAUAUCACUUUUGUUAU
Messenger RNA from Aegilops tauschii subsp. strangulata, 1255 nucleotides. Lineage: Eukaryota; Viridiplantae; Streptophyta; Magnoliopsida; Poales; Poaceae. The record is from RefSeq and is a predicted model, not a curated record.